Molecule: messenger RNA, 855 nt
Organism: Gossypium raimondii (Peruvian cotton)
Lineage: Eukaryota; Viridiplantae; Streptophyta; Magnoliopsida; Malvales; Malvaceae
Exons: 2
Coding region: 1-855 (284 amino acids)
Source: RefSeq, a predicted model, not a curated record
AUGGAAAUCCCGAUUAUCAACAGAAUCAUUGAUUUUGAAUCGGAUAUCAACUCUCUGAACAACCCAUCUUUCAUUUCCCAAGUUUAUUCGCUUUUUGGGAUUGAGGAAAUAUACGAAGCUUACAAUUUGUGGGACUGGGGAGCUUUGAUUCUUGUCUUAGUAGCCUCGUUGUCUACCAUAAUCAAUACACUCAAAAUUUUGAUAAUCAGAUCUCGGCGGCGUCAUUCUUUACCGUCUCAACCUCUUCUAGAUGAUACAGAUUUUGACACUGACACCGAUUCUUCCUGCGUAUCUUCAGAUGACGAACUAGAAUAUGAGGAGCCAUCGACAUCUCACGAAUGGCAACAAGUUGAUGAAAAUUUUCGGGUUAGAGGCUCGGGUGACGGCGGAAAUAGCGUGGUGAAGCUGUGGGACAAUCUAGGGAUAGGUUUCCGUUUGGACCUGGAUGACAGCCACAACGUUUUAAACAUGUAUGACGCUAAUAAAGAAACAAAGCUCACAUCAAUUUUUGGUAGGGAUUCCGUCAUUCAUGCGGUUUCAACAUCGUCCUCAUCGACGGCAAUCGUUGUAUCUGCUGGGGCUGACUCGUUAUCUUCUCGAGUAGCUGUCAGCGCGUGGGAUAGGAGACUUCAUUCUUCUUCACCGGUAAUUCUAUCAGAAUGGAGGCCCAAAAGAUCGAUUGAAAAAAUCACAACAGUCAAUACCAAAGGCAUGGAGCAAGUUUACAUCAAGGGUGAUGUAGUGGGGAAGUUAACGGUUGGUGAUAUGAGGAAGGUGAGCUCAUCGUUGAUGAGCUCUAACGUUGAAACUUGGUGGGAUGCUGAUGCCGUUUGGCACCUCGAACGAGUCGAUUAA